AGUCUUGGAGGGGUCUUUGUCCUGUGUAGCAUACCUGUUGAACACAGUCUUUGUUCUGCAUUCCGUUAGGUUCUGCAUUGACCAUUCUUUGCUCAAGAGCUGCAGCUCAUUCAUUCUCAUUCAAACGUUUCCCGCCACAAUGCUUCACAGUAGAGAGCAUGUGUGCUGUGUGUGUGUAGUGCUCUGGGUGUCCCAUUGCCGAGCUAUCAGCACGGCAGCCAUGUGCUGGUGCGUGUGAAGCAGUGAGCUUUUGUACUGUUGCUAACCAUCCACUGAUGUGUUGGUUGUGUUGAGCAGUAUUUGGACACCAAACCUUGACUUUGCUAGUUUUGCCAUUUCUUUCUGGAUGAAUUCUGCUCUUAUUCAGAUGAAAUAGGAAGAACGUGCACGUAAAGAACAAGAGGAGAAGGAACGUCUAGAAAGAGAAAGAUUAGAACGAGAGGAAAGAGAACGAAUCUUGGCAGCAGAACAUCAGCGACAUGCAGCAGAACUUGCCCAGCUUGCUUCCAUCUUGGAAGGGAACUAUACAGCUCUUAACAAUGUUAGACAAGCCAGAAGAGCUCAGGCAAAGUGGGAUCGUUACAUGCUUUGUGAUGGGAGCCCAGAUCCAACCAUCCCUGCAGAGAUCAAUACAUACAUCAACCUAUGGAAAGAUGAUGCAAAUAGAAAUGAUAUCAACUCCGUCCUGAAAGAAAGUAAUCAAACACUCAGGCUGAUUCAUGAGCUCGAGUUCCUCCUUGAAGAUACACCAGAAGAACAGCUUGAUGAAAUCACAGAGAAAAGAUAUGAAGAAACCAUUAUCGAACUCCAGAAUAUCCUACAUGCAAAACUUGACGAAUCAACCGUACUUCUGUUAAAGGAUGCAUCAAACUGUGCUGACUCAGAGACGGGUAAUCUUCAGUUCAUCAAAGGCAACAAGGAUAUAGUUCUUAUGAUAUGGGGAAACCUUGUUAAGAAUCCAAGAUUCAAGAGCUAUGCCUUUGAGGAUCAAGACUUCUCCUUUGAGCUCCCAAAGCAACUUGCCCUCUCCGACAUCGCUAUCCGGGUGAUCCAUACUACAUACGAUCAUUUCUCUCAUCGUUGCCGCACCUUCAAACUUAAGAGGGUGCGUUACUACCCCCCUCCACCGGAAGAAGAGCCAGUAGAAGAACCGCAGCCCCCAGAGGGUGAGGGAGAGAAGACUGAGGGGGAGGAAGGAGAAGGUGAAGACAAGGAGGGAGAGGUGACAGAGUCUGUGGCAGGAGAGGAGAAAGAAGAAGUCCAAGAGACCACACCAGCAACCCCAGCCAAGGAACCAGAGCCUUCUAAAACCCCAGCUGGGGAAGAAGGAGAACAAGAUGAAGAAGAGUAUGAAGAGGAAGAGGAGGACUAUGAGCUUGAAGAUGAGGAUACUGUUGACCUUCGUGCUUACCAGGUUUUGGGAGGGGUCAUACACUUUGACCUUUUGACCAUGCCUCCUCAGCCAAAGAUUGUCAAGAGCUGGAUAAUGACACAAGAUACACCCAAUGAGCUGAAGCGAUACCCAUAUGGAUCUGAUGGUGUGAAGCUUGGUGCAUCACUAUCUGGUACAAUGACGAUGGGACAGACCAUGGACCCAAAGGCUGCAGCAGCAACAGAAGCCUUGGGUGCCCCUCCUCUUGGUGUUACUGUCAAGUUACCAGAUAAUGUAUUAUUUUCUGAAGAACCUCAGAUGGUAUAUUGGUGGGAUGAAGGUAAACAAUGGAGACUUGAUGGUUUCCAUGAUGUCAAGUAUGAACAGGAGGAGAGGUUACUAUCCUUCAAGACAAUCAAGUUUGGUCCUCUAGCCUGUAUACAGGAUAAACACAUCAAUAUGCCCUUCCAAUCAUGGGAGCUGUUUCCUCUUGGUGUCAAUCAUGCACGCUUUACCAUCAUAGCAGCCAUACUAGAGGUUGAGAUAGAGAUCAAGGAUCACCUAUGUUGUUUCCGACAAGCUGGUGAGUCUGACCCUAAACCAGAGCUAGAAUCUAUCUCAAACAAAUGGAUGGAACCACCUCAACUGAUAGAAACCAUGAAGAAAGCUGGCGUUAAUGUCUUCCCAGAAGAAGACUCCAAGAAAUAUGUUAGCGUUUGUGAUAAGGACGAACAGACAGAAGGAGCUGCCUAUGAUCAGAUGGCAUUGACUGCAUCUCAUUUUGCUUACUCAUGGAGUAAAUGGAACGCAGAGACAUCACCGGACAAGAUUAUUCUACUUGGAUGUGAGAAACUCGUCCCAGAACCAGUCAAAGAUGAGGAAUGGCAAGUCUUAUUAACCAGCAAGAAGCAGACAUCAAAACUAAAGAUGGGGGAGUACGAUGAAGAGUUCUCUGAAGCAUUCGCUGAAGGCUCUCAGUUCCACGCUGACCUCUACCACAUGGUCAGUGACCUUUGCUCUGAAGAAGGUCAUGAACGAAUGAAAAACACAGAGUUUGGAUACAUUGAUGCUGUUCAUAAGAUGCUAGAAGCUACAAGGGUCAUUGCCUUCUCAUAGAUUGUAUUGCAUGAUUUAUGUAUAAUAGCAUUUGUCAGAAAACAGGGAUAUAUUGAUAAAACAAUUCUAUCAGCUCAGAAGUAAAUAAGAGCAGUCAUUAAAACCAAAGUCGUUCACCAAAUUACCCACAAAUAUGUUUAUGAUGGAUUCAAGCUCAUGAGAAUUUAUGAUGGUCAUGUUAUUUACAGGACAGUUUGUAGGAUUCCUCUAUAGUGGAAAAUAAAUUUGUAUUUAUAAAACGUCUCCGAAGCAUUGCCAAUUUUAUGGCUAGAAAUGUGUCAAUGCGAAGUGGCCUGUAUUUAUUUUACAAAAAGGAAAUUGAUAUAAAUCUGUGUCUCUAUGGUUCACACCAGGGAAGUGUUUAAUGAAAUAUAUUGUCAGUGAUAUUCAUUAAAAAACUUUUGAUCUGACCCAAUCAAGUGAAAUGUUUGCAGUAGCUCAUAGCAAAUGAUGAAAACCAUUUAUUUCCUGAAAUGCUUCCCUUGGCUAUGUAAGAUGAAAGUAGAGAUAGAUGGCAAAACAAGCAUUGGCUAAUCAAGAGCAAUUUUGUAUCUGCACUUUUGCUCAAAAGACUGACCAGUAAAUAGUCGGCAUUAUUCUUUUGAAAUUUUGCAAUCAAUUGCAAACCUAUGUGAUAAUGGGCAUUGAUCUUUCAUAUAGCUGGUUGUCUCUAGCUUGCUCAUUAGCAUAUAAUCUUCACAGCAAAAUUUUAGAAAGAUAAGUGUAUGAAUAAGGUUAUAUAACCCUUUGUAUCAUUCUAACUGCCGUCCUUUUAAUGUAUAUAAUGUAGAUAAAGAGAUAAAUUUUACUGCAAGUCUUUCAUUUAUAUAUUUAACAUUAUGCAAAUGUUUUCAAAUCACCUUGAAUGAAUAAAUUGGCAUCAAAAUCAAUCUUUUGUGAAAUCAAUUUUCACAUGUUAUGAAAUCCUUCACAUCUCCCCCACCUGACAAUAUUUAAGUAAUGGCAAUUAAAAUGCCUGAUGAAAUAUUUUGUUAUUGAUAUCAAAUUGCUUGUAAUCAUUCUGAAGAGAUAGGAUUUCUAAGCAUGUAACUGAUUGAACAUCAUUUGGAGUCACCUGUAAUGGUAAAUUUUCCAGUAUUUACUGCAAGCAAAGUAAAUCAAGUGGAGAAAAAAAAACAAGAUGAUAUAAGGGUCCUGGGCCUGUUGCAUAAAAGUUACUUUUAUCAUAACUUUGCCAUCCAAUGGUAACGCUGAUCAAAAGUAAAUGAAAAUCAAGGAUUUAAUUCAAGUUACCAUUGCAUUUCAAAAUUAUCAUAAUGUAACUUUUAUACAACAGGGCCCUUAUACACAAAGCCAAAUAAUUGAUCAUAGUUUAUUUUCUGCAUUGAUCACUUAGUGUAACCAGUGAUACAAAUAAAAUGUAAGUUCAAGUUUAUUGUACAGGAUUCUAAGAGCUCCUUUUAUCUAAUAUGAAAUUUGACUCACAAAAGUUGAUGUCAUUCAGAUUUUAAUGUCCAAGAUAUAUAUUUCAGAGUUUAUAUAUUAAAGUCUUUAAAAAAUAA
Messenger RNA from Lytechinus pictus (painted urchin), 4011 nucleotides. Its product is annotated as dynein axonemal intermediate chain 7-like. The record is from RefSeq and is a predicted model, not a curated record. Gene Ontology annotation, cellular component: axoneme. NCBI's taxonomy places the organism in Eukaryota, Metazoa, Echinodermata, Echinoidea, Temnopleuroida, Toxopneustidae. The transcript is spliced from 13 exons. Gene Ontology annotation, molecular function: microtubule binding; beta-tubulin binding. Bases 584 to 2488 code for a protein of 634 amino acids.